Molecule: messenger RNA, 3811 nt
Organism: Xyrauchen texanus (razorback sucker)
Lineage: Eukaryota; Metazoa; Chordata; Actinopteri; Cypriniformes; Catostomidae
Exons: 7
Coding region: 74-1264 (396 amino acids)
Biological process (GO): negative regulation of endopeptidase activity
Cellular component (GO): extracellular region
Molecular function (GO): cysteine-type endopeptidase inhibitor activity
Source: RefSeq, a predicted model, not a curated record
AUGGAUGUUAAACUGCAUUCAGAAACAAAACUGCUUAUUUCACGCAAAACAGUAAUUUCAAUAAGAAAAAGAGAUGCUAAAUCUGAUUUUGUUUUUUCUGACCUCAAACAUUUUGUGUGUCUUGGGAACAAAUCUAAUUCAUGUUCCUUGCGAUGACAAGAUUGUGGGGAAGUUGUCGCGGCUGGCUGUCACAUACAUAAAUGAAGACAGACAAACAGGCUACAAAUUUGCCCUUAAUAGAAUCUCAAACAUCCAUGUUCAUCCACAGGAUCUAGCUGGAAAGGUCUAUUAUCUGGAUUUAGACAUCCUUGAGACCAAGUGCCAUGUUCUCAGUCCUAAAUCAUGGAAACAAUGUGAUAUAAGACCUUUCAUGGAAACGCAAAUAUCUGGAAACUGCAAUACCACAGUACUGCACACACCUGAUGGCUUCACUUACCUCAACAUCUAUGUCUGCACGCUGGUUCCAGACCCUCCAGAGAAGUUGCAGUUGACCUGUCCAGACUGCCCUCUGUUGCUAGAGGUAGACAGCGCAGAAGCCAUCUCUACCGCUAGAACGACCCUCCUCAAAUACAACAGACAGAGCACAUUUCCUAUCAGCCUCAGAGUGGACACCAUCGUUAGAGCCUCACAUCAGAGUUCCCCUGUUUCCACAAGUUUUGUGGAGUACACAGUUCAGGAAUGCUCCACCGCUCCAUUCCCAGAGAUUCUAUGUGAUCCAGGACAUGACGGUAAAGAGCCUGUUGGCUUUUGUGUCGGAGAGGUUAUUGGUACUGAUCACAGCCAGCAAGACGUGAAGGUCUCCUGUGAAAUAUUUCGCCCACAGGUGCAUGUUGUGACAUCAAGAAAGCAAGAGGAAAAGUCCAACACACUUUCCAAGACUCCAGCCAGUGACAUUCAUAUUCCUCACAUCCCUGCAACCUCAUUCCAAGAUGUCAUUCCGGAAACACUUCCGCUAGUUGACUCUGUGUAUCAGGUCGUCGCUACUUUGCCUGAACCAAGCCCAGGAUCAGACCCCACCCUCCCCAACUCCUCCAGUGAAUCCAGUGAGUCUGUAGAGGCUGGAUCAGACUCUUCUGAGGAAAUCAAAGGUUCUGUUCGUGUUGUUAAACCUCCACUGAACUUCCGUUAUGUGCCACGUCGUCAGAAGAGGAAGACGGCCACAGGCACCACAGCCUCUUAUACACCCAUUUUCUUGAACACAUUCCCUAGUGUCCCCUCUCCUUUCCGCACCUGUCCAGGAGUCUCACGCUACACCACUGUAUAAAGAUGCUUUAUAAGCACAAUAUCUACAACUCAAUUAAAUAUGUAAAAGAAAAUCUAAUAUAUAAGUUCUCUUAUCAGAGCUUCUCAAAAUCAAAAAAUAAAUUCAUUAUUCUAUCUUUGCAUGACACUAUAUAUCUCUUGUGUCCUCAUGGCAUAUUACUGAUAUGUUAUUUUUAGUAGAUUUAACUUUUUAGAUUAUUCUAUCAGGAAGACUCACAGACUUGAAUAAAGUUUAAGAUGACAAUUAUUUGAUGAAUAUAAAUGUAAUGUCUCUCUUUAGCAUAAGCCCCAUCUGGCGGUCUAAAUAAAUUGUACUUGGAAACAUCAGAUCCUGCCAAAGAAAUGAGGCAGGGGCGAGGAGCUUUCCCCCAUGUUGGAUGGGACUUAACUGGUGGCAGUGGGGUGGUGGAAGUUGCCAUGUUGGCACACUGAGCAGAUUUAUAAAGCGAUGGCUGAUGCAUGAUUGGCUAGGAGUUACCUAGCUCAGGGGUUUUCAAACUUUUUGAUACCAAGGACCCCCAAACACGAUGAUCCCCUUGCGAGGGACCCCUUUUCAAAAAUGUAUAUCUUUAUAUUUUAGAUAUAAAUUCCCUUUUAUACUGGGUGAAAAAAAAUAAGAAUUAUAUUAUAAAGACAAUGAGUUGUUUUAAAUUAAAUAACUGGCUGUUAUUUUGUAAUAAAAGGAAAUUAAGAAAAAUGAAAAGAAAUGAUUAAAAUAUCAUUUAAAAUCUGGAAAAUAUUACUUUGUAUUAAAUUGAGUGCAUAUCUUUUUUUAUACCCAUCAUUAGAGUACUAAUAGAUGUACAAACCUGAAGAAAUUUGAUUUUAAUUGAAUUGAGAUACAUUUAUACUUUUUAAAAAGCAGAAUGAAAGAAUAAUAUUGUUAAAUAGGGUCUUUUUUAAAAAAAAAAAAAAUUCUGUGGACCACUUAGCACCUCCUGGCGGCCCCCUUGUGGUCCCUGGACCCAAUUUUGAAAACCCCUGACCUAGCUAAUGGUGUGAUGUACAGCUGCGAGUCUUCCUGCUAGAACUACACUCUUACGCUUACAUUUAUUAUUAUAAUAAUAAUUCUAAAAUUAAUUUUAUAAAAUGUUUAUCAGAAUAUCAGCCAUGUGCAUGUCUCCAUUCAUCACAUGUACAUUUAAUAGGUUAUAUAGAACUAAAAUAAUCAAAUAAUUCUACCUUUCACUGUAAGUUUUUUUUUCUUCUAAAAUGCUUAAUGCAUUUUUCAAGAAUACACAGAGGGGCAAAUUCAAUAAACAGUGCAGCACUUUUGUGCAUGGUAUUUCAGUGUAACAAGUUGUCUUAUUCACUAAACACCCACAAUCUAGUUCAAGCAGCCACAAUUAGCGCAGAAAUACAUGUAGUGCUGAGUCUUGAGCAUUUAACUCUUUCACAGAAAAGAAUGACAAUUACUUAAUUUAAAGAAAUGCUUGUGUACAUUUUCUACCAAUCAUUGUCGUACUAAUUAAUCAAAUAAUGAUCAAAUGAUGGAGAAAAUCAUUAUAACCUGGCAUAUAUCCAGAUGUGCUGUGUUGUCAAGCACACUUGAUCACAAUAUUGGAGUGAUGUUGUACAGUCCAGAACAUGGUGGUUUGCUACAUCUUAUCCAAUAUAGCACUCAUAACCACUCUGGAACUGUGUGUGCAGAUUUGUGGCAAAAUACAGUAUAAGCCAAUUCUCUCCAGAACUUGCCAUUUGUUCCUUCAUUUGCACAGUCCUAACUCCAUUAUGUGAGGAGAGGAUGUAAUGGGGAUAUGCAAAGAUAGAGUACUCAAAUGAGAAUAUGUUUGUAAGAUGGAAUAACCUAGCUCAACUGUCACAUCAAUGCACCAUCUUUGUGCAGUUAUAUAACCUCUGUGCACUUAAAAGGGUCAUGCCACGAGGAAUAAAAAUGUCCUUGAUCUUUUGACAUAUGUUACACAUGUUACACUUUUUAUGACUACUUUUCCCCCCUGGUUUUACUCUGCUAACAAACAGCAAAGACACGGACCAUGUUGCAAAAAGGAAAGUAAAGAGAAAAAGGCAAGCGGUUUACCAUCAUUUGCUGAGGGCUUGUGUUUGCCACAUGACACGAACAUACAGAAAGGUAACAUUUCCCAGGCAAGCUAAAAAGGAUAUUUAUUGACUAAAUAUUAUACAAGUAACAUUCUCAUUUACUAUUUUCAUAUUAUAAUGUAUUUUGAGUUUAAAUGAGCUAGUAAUCUACUUCCCUGACGGAAAAGCCGUUUAGAAAAAUAAAUUUAGGUUACAAUACUAAUUAAACCAUCGUAAAAUAAUGACGAUUCUCUAAACAAGUCACCACUUACUAAAGCCAUUCCACCAGCAUGGUUGAGAACAGUUGAGCUAACCAUCCCAAGAAUUCUAAACAGAGAACGGUUUAUGAUCAUGCUGUGCUGAACUGUGCUCCAGUGGAAAUACUACUGUAACAAUACUGAAUACUGUAUGCAAUAAUUGAUAUGCAAUAAUAAGACUAUUUGUUCUUUUUUAACAUGUAUUUUGUGUACAGCUUAUAUUUAAAUUCACAUUAAAUAAGAAUUGUCUCUAG